Messenger RNA from Symbiodinium pilosum, 1053 nucleotides. Lineage: Eukaryota; Dinophyceae; Suessiales; Symbiodiniaceae. The record is from the annotation of a GenBank genome assembly.
GAGCUCCUGGCGGCGUCUUUCAAAGACUUUAUCCGCACCUAUGAGCCAAAGAAAGAGACCAUGAGACAGAGCCGAGGGCGCUUUCCUCGAAUAGCAGAGGAGCAGCUCACCGGCCUGGUCCCCUAUUUCUCAGUGGUGCAGAACUUACGAGAUACGGCCAAGGAAGCAAUCCUGCGGAAGAUCGAGUUGGAAGCCAAGGCGUCUGAUACUGCGGCAGAUCUCUCGCAGUCUGAGGAGCGCAGAGCUUUGGACGAGGUUCGCCUAAAGGAGGAGCUCCGCCACGCGCGUCUCUUGGCCGACACCCUGCAGGCUCGAACCAUUGAGCUCGAAAAGACGAGGAUGGGUCUCGAAGAACAGGUGCGGCGCGGGAAGCUUGAGAGGGACAAGGAGGAGCUGGCAAAGAAGAGGUUAGGAAACGAGGUUCGGCGAUUGCGGGCCGAUGCUGAAAUGGCGCGCAUCGCGAAGGCUUCAAUGGAUGCCGAGAGACAGGCCGCGACUGCAUCAGCCAGCGCAGCAGCAACCCGUCGCCCAGUGGCCGGUACCAGCGCCUCCUCCUCGGCUCGACCGGACUCUGCGCGCGUGCGUCCUACGACGUCCAGCUUCUCCUCCUUCGGAAGAGCACCUCGCCUCGACCCUUUUGGUGGUAGCAGGUCCUCGGCUGCCGGGCAAGAGCCUACUCCACGACGGACGCCAGGCAUGAGGCGUGCAGGGAGUGAGACGGAACGGCAAAGGAGGCCCGAGCUUCGUGGGCCCCAAAGGCGCCCAGAUGGCGCAGCAGCCUUGCGGCCCCCUGGGGAGGCGGAGGCCAAUGUGGAGGUUCCGCUGGUGCGAGAACCUGAGGUCGAGGAUGGUGCAGAGGCCACAACGAGCAAUGCCUCUGACUCUGUGACCGCCCUCCGACCAGAUGGCCGGUCCCCGCAGAACCGCUCGCGGAAGACCACGUCCAAUGCAUCGACUUCGAGCAUCCGCGGACCAAACAGGGUCGGCGCGAAAGCAACAGCGACAGCAACUCACUCCCAGAGUGGCAUCAGCACGUAUUCAAGCCCAGGUUAG